Molecule: messenger RNA, 2796 nt
Organism: Cydia fagiglandana
Lineage: Eukaryota; Metazoa; Arthropoda; Insecta; Lepidoptera; Tortricidae
Product: odorant receptor 49b-like
Exons: 2
Coding region: 284-1474 (396 amino acids)
Biological process (GO): detection of chemical stimulus involved in sensory perception of smell; sensory perception of smell
Cellular component (GO): plasma membrane
Molecular function (GO): olfactory receptor activity; odorant binding
Source: RefSeq, a predicted model, not a curated record
GAAGUAUAAUGCAGGAUACAAAAUGAGUACUUACCCACAAUUGAUACGAAACCGUUGAUAGAAUUUACAACAGUAGAGUACAGUGAGCAAAAUAUAAAUUACCAGUUAAUCAUACAGUGGAAGAAAUUGGUAGAUGACUGGUUAUGCAGCAGUGUUAUAAGGUCGGUAACUAAGUGGUAGGCAAUUGCCUGCCAAUCUAUUACAUAUCAACCCUCUUUAAGUAUUAGGCCUGAGUUUACUUCAGAAUAUCUUGGUAUCAAGAGAACACGUACCUAUUACAAAAAUGAGUCAAUCGAAAACGGAUUGUAUGAAAUAUAAAUCGUUUAAUGAAACAUUCAAGUUUUGCUCUUUUGCGCUCGCUUUUGGCCUAAUUUAUCCAAACCGAAAAAAUGUGUGUUUAAGAUCAACGCUUUUCUCCUUCGUACUGCUGUUUAAUUGUGGGACUUUGUUUUGGUUCAUGUGGUACACUGUCAAAUGUUUGUGGGAACUAGACAUUUAUAACUCGACGAGGAAUAUAACGGUUGGAGUUAUCAUCCUGCUUUUUGUUUUUAAGACCUAUUACGUAAAUUUUAAAACGGAUAUGUUUGCAUUUCUGUUAGAGCAAAUAACGAAAGAUUUAUUGAAAGGAAACAACAUGGAUGCGGACUAUCAAGAGAUUUACGACUACUAUAUAAAAGAAGGCAUGUUUGGUCAAAAAUGUUACGUAUGGAUUCCCCUUAUUUUGUCAUCAAUAUUCCCUACAUACGCUGGUGUAAGCAUGAUUUACGGAAGCUUGACGUCUGAUGAUUUCAAAAAAGUUAUGUUGCAUGAAAUGGAUUUGAAAUAUCUUGAAGAUAAGCAAUAUGAUUUUCCAUAUUUCGAAUUAGUAUUUGCAUACUACUUUUUGGGGAUUUAUUCUAUGGUUCCAAAUUUUGCGGGCUUUGAUGGAUCGUUCUGUAUUGCGACCAGUCAUCUGCGUAUGAAAAUAAAGCUUAUGACUCAUAGCGUCCAAAAAGCCUUUACAGAUUCGAAGGACAUUUUAGAGUUGAGAGCGAAAUUGAAGACUUGUGUUAAAGAUCAUCAAGAAGCGCUUGAGUUUUAUGAUCUCAUUCAGAGAUUGUACGGAGGCUGGUUAUUCGCUGUAUUUCUGCUGACUUCGUUUUUGAUCUCUUGCAACCUGUAUCAGAUAUAUCUUACUGGCAUUGACCCCAGGUACACUCUGUUUGCUGCCACUGGCGUAUUUCACAUGUAUAUGCCAUGCUACUUCGCUAGCUGUUUGAUUGAGUUAGGAGAACAGUCAUGCACAGAUGUCUAUUGCGCUAAAUGGGAGAGUUGGGCGGACCCAACUGCCACCAAGUUCCUGAUAUUCAUCAUGGCUCGAGCACAGAAGAGGCUGCUGUUACAUGGCAUGGGCAUAGUAUUUUUCAACAUGGAGAGCUUUGUGUCGUUAAUGCAGACAUCUUAUUCUUUCUUUACAUUAAUCACAAGUAAAUAAAUACUUUAUUGAUAACGCCUAACAAAGCAAUUUACUCGUAAAUAGUAUGUGAAGUAGUGGAGUUGUGGCUUUGUUUAGUAUAGUUUAUAGUUAAUUUUAAGGUCAUUAAAAUAGAAGUAGGGAUUUAAAUAGAGAUUGAUAUCACAGAAAUUAUAGAAGAUGUUUAGUAGCACCUAGAGAAGUCAUACCUAAAACUGGGUGAACGAAAAGUGACAAACAAAUAGUUUAUAGCCUAGAAAAAGACAAAAUAUUUUUAUCCCUGAAUUCAUCUCUAAGUACUAAUAAUAUGAGUUGCAAUUUACUUAGAACGAAAGUAUUUUUCUUUGUUGAAUUCGACUUAAGACACUUUAAAGUUACGUAGUUCGAUUUUAUGACCUAUUUUAUUACUCGAAUAGUUUCACUGCAGUUAAUACAGAAUAAUAAAUUUAAUAGACAAUUAAUACAAUGUUACUUACAUACACUAAAAUCAAACUGCAACUUAGUACCAAUUUAUUUCUUUAUCACGAAAUGAAACCGACAACACGAUUAUCAUAAAAUCUAAAUACGUACGUACCUAAUCCAAGGAACUAGUAGUCUAAUUUUACUUAAUAGACAUUUAUCUUAAUUAUUCGAACCUUUUACUAUUACACAUAGUUGCAUUCAAAGCUGUAAUUACAUAGUGCAUAACUUUAACUAGUACUUAAUAUGUAGUUGUAUCACAGUAGAUAUCGACUUGCACAAAUUGCAUUUUGUUCAAGUAAAAAUAAAAGCACGUGAUACAAGUAGGUAAUACAGGGUGAUUCAUGAGACGUGAGCAGGACUAAUCCUGCACACUCAAUAACUGAUAAUUGAUCGAUCACCGUCGUAUUUAGGUGAAACAACCACACUUUUUCCUAUUUUUCAACUUUUUGGUGAGGGCAAAUUUAAUUCUCUACAAUCAUGGUCACCCUACCAGACCUGAUCAAUAAACAUAAAACCUCUUUUACGAAGAAAAUAAAAUGUCAAACCUGAGUCAGAUACGAGUUUUCAAAAGUAACCAGACCGUGAUGACAGUGAUGACAUUCAAUUUGACACAGAAUAUCGGUAGUUUAGUAUUCUAAUGUUAGGGUGACCAUCCAUGUUGUAAAUAAAUUAAUAUCCUUUUUUUUCAACACGACUAGAAAAUUAACGUUAACCUCACUAAUACUGAUAGGAAACAGUUGCUUAUAAUUUACGAAAUUCGCAGUGUUAGUCCUGCUCACGUCUCCUGAAUCACCCUGUAGAUAGUUAAGUUAAGCAGCAAUUAACUUUUUUUGUCUAGUUGGUACCUAAAUAAAAUGGUUUUGACACUUGCUUUAUUAAUA